ACAACUUCCCACCAAACUCCACUCAACUCAUACAGACAUAGAUUCACUCACCAAACCAAACCGCCCGUACGAACGAAAAGUGUUGUGCAUUUUGGGCGAGUCAAACUCGAGAAAAUCAAUGGAGUCUAGCAACGUUCUGGUACCACUUACUCUUGCUUCUUCUGCUGCCCUGCAAAUGGGAAGUGGAGGGAGGAAUAAUCCAACUCUAGUAUGUGCUCCUAUAAUGGCGGAAUCGGUGGAUAAGAUGGUGAUUAAUAUGAACAAGGCGAAACAAGGUGAUGCUGACCUUGUAGAGAUCCGAUUGGAUAGUUUGAAGAGCUUCAAUCCUUCUGAUGAUCUCAAAACUAUUAUUAAAGCGUCUCCGUUGCCCACUCUAUUCACUUACAGACCAAGAUGGGAAGGUGGUCAGUAUGAUGGUGAUGAAAAGAAGCGAUUGGAUGCCCUUCGAUUAGCCAUGGAGUUUGGAGCUGAUUACAUUGAUGUUGAGCUCCAGGUUGCCUGUGAGUUCAAUGAUUCCAUUUAUGGAAGGAAGCCUGAAAAUUUCAAAGUCAUUGUAUCUUCUCACAAUUAUCAAGACACUCCAUCUGCGGAGGACCUUGGCAACCUUGUGGCAAUAAUACAAGCAACUGGUGCUGAUAUAGUGAAGAUUGCAACAACGGCAUUGGAGAUUGCUGAUGUGGCACGCAUUUUCCAAAUAACUGUGCAUUCUCAAGUUCCAAUUAUAGGAAUUGUUAUGGGUGAGAGAGGUUUUAUGUCGCGGAUACUAUGCCCAAAAUUUGGUGGGUUUCUCACGUUUGGUACCAUUGAGUCGGGAAUAGUUUCUGCCCCUGGUCAACCAACAAUGAAGGAUCUUUUACAUCUAUACAACCUCAGACGGAUAGGGCCAGAUACAAAAGUGUUUGGCAUAAUUGGGAAGCCUGUUCACCACAGCAAAUCACCUAUUUUAUACAAUGAAGCAUUCAAGUCAGUUUGUUUCAAUGGAGUUUAUAUUCCUCUCUUGGUGGAUGACAUUGCAAAUUUUCUUCAAACUUACUCAUCCACAGAUUUUGCUGGAUUUAGUUGUACAAUUCCUCACAAGGAGGCCGCUCUAAAGUGCUGUGAUGAGGUUGAUCCAGUUGCGAAGUCAAUAGGAGCUGUGAAUUGCAUUAUAAGGAGACCCACCGAUGGGAAGUUAGUUGGUUACAAUACUGAUUAUGUUGGUGCAAUUUCUGCUAUUGAAGAUGGACUGCGAGGUUCUCAUAAUAGUAGCAAUACUGCUGAUUCACCCUUAGCUGGUAAGCUGUUUGUGGUCAUUGGUGCUGGAGGUGCUGGCAAGGCGCUUGCUUAUGGUGCAAAAGAAAAGGGAGCCAGGGUUGUGAUUGCCAAUCGCACUUAUGAUCGUGCCAGAGAACUUGCCGAUACCAUUGGUGGAGAUGCUUUAUCUCUUGCCGAUCUAGAUAAUUUCCACCCGGAGGAUGGUAUGAUUCUUGCAAACUCAACAUCCAUUGGAAUGCAACCAAAAGUUGAUGAAACGCCCAUUCCUAAGCAUGCUCUGAGAUCAUACUCAUUAGUUUUUGAUGCUGUUUACACCCCCAAAAUGACUAGACUUUUGAGGGAAGCAGAAGAAUCGGGAGCCAAAAUUGUUACAGGGUUGGAGAUGUUCAUAGGACAGGCAUAUGAGCAGUUUGAGAGGUUCACUGGGUUGCCCGCACCAAAAGAGCUAUUUAGAAAAGUUAUGGCCAAUAACUAGAGGAUAUUCAUGAGUGCGGCUUGCUUUCUCCUUCAACUCGGUGAACAAGGAUAUUCUGCAUUGCUUUGUUGCACGCCAGUUAAUGGGUAGGUGUGCCUUCAAGCAUCA
Molecule: messenger RNA, 1837 nt
Organism: Juglans microcarpa x Juglans regia
Lineage: Eukaryota; Viridiplantae; Streptophyta; Magnoliopsida; Fagales; Juglandaceae
Product: bifunctional 3-dehydroquinate dehydratase/shikimate dehydrogenase, chloroplastic-like
Exons: 12
Coding region: 119-1729 (536 amino acids)
Biological process (GO): shikimate metabolic process; chorismate biosynthetic process
Molecular function (GO): NADP binding; shikimate 3-dehydrogenase (NADP+) activity; 3-dehydroquinate dehydratase activity
Source: RefSeq, a predicted model, not a curated record